AUGGUGAACUUUACUGUCGAGGAAAUCCGUGAGCUUAUGGACAAGGUGACCAAUGUCCGCAAUAUGUCGGUUAUAGCACACGUUGAUCACGGAAAAUCUACCUUGACCGACUCUUUGGUUUCAAAAGCUGGAAUUAUCUCAUCUGGUCGCGCUGGCGAGACCCGUUUUACGGAUACUCGUCAAGACGAACAAGACCGUGGUAUUACCAUCAAGUCUACAGCCAUUUCAAUGUAUUUCCAAAUGGCUAACGCUGAUGAUGUUAAGGAAAUUAAGAAUCAGAAGACUGAAGGUUCCUCUUUCUUGAUCAAUCUCAUUGACUCUCCCGGGCACGUUGACUUUUCAUCCGAAGUUACUGCCGCAUUGCGUGUGACCGACGGUGCUCUUGUUGUUGUUGACUGCAUUGAAGGCGUUUGCGUCCAAACCGAGACCGUCUUGCGUCAAGCUCUUGCUGAACGCAUCAAGCCGGUUGUCGUUAUCAACAAAGUUGACCGCGCUCUUCUAGAAUUACAAUUGACUAAGGAAGACCUUUACAAUUCUUUCCAACGAACGAUAGAAUCAGUCAACGUCAUUAUUUCAACUUAUGUUGAUAGUGCAUUAGGCGAUGUCCAGGUCUACCCAGACAAGGGUACCGUGGCUUUCGCUUCUGGACUUCAUGGCUGGGGCUUUACUCUCAGACAAUUUGCUGUACGCUAUGCCAAGAAAUUCGGCGUUGACAAGGAAAAGUUUAUGACAAGACUAUGGGGAGAAAGCUAUUUCAAUCCCAAGACCAAGAAAUGGUCCUCCAAACCAACAGACGCUGAUGGCCACCCAUUGGAACGUGCUUUCAACAUGUUCGUUCUUGACCCUAUCUUCAAGAUUUUUGAUGCUGUCAUGAACUUCAAGAAAGAUGAACUCUUCAAACUCUUGGAGAAACUGGAGGUUAAGCUUACAGCUGACGAAAAGGAACUGGAAGGAAAGCAGCUACUCAAGGUUGUCAUGAGAAAAUUCCUACCUGCCGGCGAUGCUCUACUUGAAAUGAUCUGUAUCCACUUGCCAUCUCCUGUUACGGCUCAGCGAUAUCGCGUUGAAAACCUUUAUGAAGGUCCUCUGGACGAUGAAAGUGCAACUGGUAUCCGCAACUGCGAUCCCAAGGCUCCACUGAUGGUUUACAUUUCCAAGAUGGUACCAACCUCUGAUAAGGGCCGCUUCUACGCUUUUGGUCGCGUCUUCUCUGGUACUGUAAGAGCUGGUCUCAAGGUGCGCAUCCAAGGACCCAACUAUGAACCUGGUACCAAGAAGGAUCUUUUCGUCAAAGCUGUCCAGCGAACCGUUCUGAUGAUGGGACGCUAUGUUGAAGCUAUUGAAGACUGCCCGGCCGGUAACAUCAUCGGUCUAGUCGGUGUCGAUCAGUUUUUGAUCAAAUCUGGCACUAUCACUACCUCUGAAACUGCCCAUAACAUGAAGGUUAUGAAGUUCUCGGUAUCACCUGUCGUUCAGUGUGCUGUUGACGUCAAGAACCCCAACGACUUGCCCAAAUUAGUGGAAGGUCUAAAACGUCUGGCCAAGUCUGAUCCUUGUGUCUUGACCUUAACAUCAGACUCUGGUGAACAUAUCGUUGCCGGUGCUGGUGAACUUCAUCUUGAAAUUUGUCUCAAGGAUUUGGAAGAAGACCAUGCUGGUGUUCCAAUCAAGGUCGGUGACCCAGUAGUCCAAUACCGAGAGACUGUCCUGUCUGAAUCUAGCAUUACGUGUUUGUCUAAGUCUCCAAACAAGCACAACCGUAUCUAUAUGAAGGCGGCUCCAUUGUCUGAAGAGCUUUCCAUGGACAUCGAAAGCGGAAAGGUCAGUCCUCGUGACGAUUUCAAGACUCGAGCUCGUGAACUGGCCGACAGUCAUGGCUGGGACGUUGCUGAAGCUCGUAAGCUUUGGUGCUUUGGCCCUGACGGAACCGGUGCCAAUCUGCUAGUUGACACUACCAAGGCCGUACAGUACCUGAAUGAGACUAAGGACUCGUUUGUCGCCGCUUUCCAAUGGGCCACCAAGGAAGGACCUAUCGCUGACGAAAACGUUCGUGGUUGCAGAUUCAAUAUUAUUGAUGUUACCCUCCAUGCUGAUGCUAUUCAUCGAGGUGGCGGUCAACUUAUUCCAACUUGCCGUCGUGUUAUGUAUGCGUCUAUCCUAACAGCAAGCCCGGGUAUUCAAGAGCCAAUCUACUUAGCAGAAAUUCAAUGCCCAGACACAGUUAUGGGAGGUAUCUACAGUGUACUCAAUCGUCGUCGUGGUCAAGUCUUCUCUGAAGAACAGCGCCCUGGUACUCCUCUGGUCACCGUGAAGGCGUAUCUUCCCGUCAAUGAAUCGUUUGGCUUCUCAACUGAUCUUCGUGCUGCCACUGGUGGUCAAGCUUUCCCUCAAGCAGUUUUUGAUCAUUGGGCAGCAAUGAGCGGCAGCCCAGUUGAAGCCGGCAAUAAGGUUUAUGAUAUCAUCCGAGCCGUCCGCAAGAGAAAGGGUCUUCCUGAAGACGUUCCCUCACUUGACAAGUUCUAUGACAAACUUUAA
Molecule: messenger RNA, 2535 nt
Organism: Umbelopsis ramanniana AG
Lineage: Eukaryota; Fungi; Mucoromycota; Umbelopsidomycetes; Umbelopsidales; Umbelopsidaceae
Exons: 7
Coding region: 1-2535 (844 amino acids)
Biological process (GO): translational elongation
Cellular component (GO): ribonucleoprotein complex; cytosol
Molecular function (GO): GTPase activity; GTP binding; ribosome binding
Source: RefSeq, a predicted model, not a curated record